Molecule: messenger RNA, 1548 nt
Organism: Penicillium arizonense
Lineage: Eukaryota; Fungi; Ascomycota; Eurotiomycetes; Eurotiales; Aspergillaceae
Exons: 2
Coding region: 1-1548 (515 amino acids)
Biological process (GO): secondary metabolite biosynthetic process
Molecular function (GO): monooxygenase activity; FAD binding
Source: RefSeq, a predicted model, not a curated record
AUGGGGGAAGCAACUGCACCAGCAGCGCAAAAGUUCUACACGGUGGGUGACAAAGAUGAAUUUGACCCAGAGAAUUGGACGUCCAGUACUCCGAAUGAGCUGCCAAAACGUGACCCAGAGACGCAUGUCAAAGUGCUGAUUGUUGGAGCCGGGUUCGCUGGCCUGAUGACGGCGUUGGAGUGCUGGAGAAAAGGGCAUAAUGUCGUGGGGAUUCUAGAGCGGAACGAUGGCCCUAAUUACAGCGGAGAUCUUAUUAUUAUCCAACCCUCAGCGAUCGCCGUCUUCCGUCACUGGCCCGACAUGCUUCGUGAGCUCGAAGAAGACAAAGUUACAGCCCCAACCUAUUAUUAUAGGCACACCAGUGAGCUCAUUUACGGACCUUCAGAACCCAGCUACAAUGAUCCCGAGCACUUAGCGGAGCGAGAGAACUUCCCGUAUGUGGGACCUGUACAGAUCCGAAAGAAGUUCUACAGAAUGCUGUUGCGUCAGGUGGCUAAGAUAGGCAUCAAAGUUGACUACGGGCAACGUGUUGAUCAAUACUUCGAGGAUGAAAAGGCUGGGGUGGGCGGAGUUGUGAUAGAAGAUGGCUCAGUUCGAGUAGCCGAUAUAGUUGUUGCAGCUGAUGCCUUCAAGUCUCGAUCCGAACUUCUAAUCGCUGGAAAACACAUGCCCACCCGGUCAAGCGGUAUGUCCGUCUACCGUGUAUCCUUCCCAGGCCACCUUGCCAUGCAAGAUGAAGAAGUCCGGAAGCGGUGGGAAGGCGUCUCGGCAAAUGAGUUCUGGCUUGGAGCUGGCAUGCAUAUCGGAUUGUACGUAUCACCAGAUCUAGUGGCCUUCGGGAUCACUCCACGAGACGAGUUCUUGGUGGAGGGGAGUGCCAAGGCCAAGGAGUCGUGGGAUCCGGACGUCGACCCUGAAGAGGUAAUUCAGUUACUCCGUCGCUUGCCUGGCUGGCAUCCGGCAGUUGAGGCACUGAUACGUGCUACCCCUAGGGGAAGCUUGAUCCACUGGCCACUUCUAUGGCGCAAUCUGCGUCCGGAGUGGACGUCUAAAGGGGGGCGAGUCGUGCAGGUGGGAGACUGCGCACAUUCCACGAUUCCAGCAUCAGUCAGCGGUGGGACUCUAGCUCUCGAGGACACAAUAACUCUGGCAUCAAGCUUGCAGUUAGCAUCUCAUGGGGGUCCCAGUGGUGCACCUCUUGGAGCGAAAGUUUACAAUCUUUUACGAUACCAACGUGUCAGCUGCACGCAAAAGAUGGCCUUUGUAAACUCACAGCUCUUGAACGCCACUAGUGAUUGGGAUGUCAUCAUGAAGGAUCCGAAGACGGUGCGCCUGCGUUUUCCCAAGUGGGUAUUCAAACAUGACCCCGAAGCCUAUGUGUAUGAGAAAUAUGGGCAGGCUUUUGCGCAUCUUGUCACUGGUGCUAAGUUUGAGAAUACCAACUUCCCCCCAGGACAUAAGUUUGUACCCUGGACAAUUGAAGACGUCUAUAAGGACAUUGGAGAAGGAAAGAAAAUUGAGCAGUUGCUGGAUGGUGACUGGUCUUGA